CAUGUAAGGGUUACAUUGAAGACGAUUAAAUCAGAAGAAUCGUGUUCCUACAUGUUGAUGAGGCGUGUGUAGUUGCCUCCCACUUCAACUCUACAGCAGGAAGUGAUGACAAGUCUGCCACUUGGAACGCAACUAAGGUGCCUUUUCCUCUCUCCGUGGCCAUGGCGGACGCCUUUGAAAAAGCCGUAGAAGAGGUAAAAGUGCUGAAAACGAAGCCCGGGUAUGAAGACGUAAAUGAACUGUACGGGUUGUACAAGCAGGUUACGGUUGGCGAUAUUAAUUGUGAACGUCCAGGGAUGCUGAAUUUGUUAGGAAAACGAAAAUGGGACGCGUGGAAUGCAAAAAAAGGUAUGUCCAAAGAGGAAGCGAUGGCUGCCUACGUUGAGGUGGUGGAGAAGUUAAAGGACAUACAGGGAAUGUAAAACGCGUUCCCCACUAAUGUUUGUUCGUUUCUAUAUGAUGUGAUACUCAAAUGGGGGAGGAGCGGAGGGUAUAAUGAUUUUUUAAUCUGUAUCCUGAAGCAUUGUCCAUGUCCAUUUGUAAAACAUUUGAAUGCUUCAACAGCUAAAUCUGUCAUUUGCAUCAUAUGAACCCAUUCAAGGACAAUGGAAGGGAAGGGAAAUUGAUACUGAAAACAACCACUGACGGCAAUAGACGUCCAAUCCGUUGCAACUGUAAGCGAUCUCCUCCUCCUCUUAGUUAAAAUGGAUUGGACGCCUAAUGCCGUCAAUGCUAAGAUAUAUGAAACUCACAAAUGAUUUAUCUAUAGAUAUAUAUAUUAAAAAUAAAAAUAAACGCAAGCCACGCUGA
Molecule: messenger RNA, 810 nt
Organism: Corythoichthys intestinalis (scribbled pipefish)
Lineage: Eukaryota; Metazoa; Chordata; Actinopteri; Syngnathiformes; Syngnathidae
Product: acyl-CoA-binding protein-like
Exons: 4
Coding region: 162-422 (86 amino acids)
Biological process (GO): fatty acid metabolic process
Molecular function (GO): fatty-acyl-CoA binding
Source: RefSeq, a predicted model, not a curated record